ACGUUGAAUCUUUUUCAGAUUUAUACGCAUUUUGAUAACACAGGAGUGAUCCAAGCCUGCCUAUUUGAAUUGUGCACACGGCUCGAGUGGAAAAGCGAUAGAAAACCAGCAUGUCGAAGCCCCGUUUGACCUAUUUUGAUGGCAGAGGAUUUGCAGAAGUAUCUCGUUUGGCUUUGAGUGCUGCAAAAAUUGAGUAUGAUGAUAUUUACCUGAGAACCCGUGAAGAAUUUUUGCAGUUGAUCACAGAUGGUAAACUGAUGUUUAAACAAGUUCCCCUGUUGGAGAUUGAUGGUCAGAAUCUUAUUGGGAGUGAGUGCAUUCUUCGAUAUAUCUGCAGCAAAGGAAACUUACAGGGGAAACCAGAGGACCAAACAAAAAUUGAGAUGCUAUCCAUGGGAGCGAGGGACAUGCUUAAAGCAGGAUUCUCCGGUGCAAAGUUUCAAGCCACAUCAGAGAAAUGUGAAGAGAUGUUACAGAAUGCAGGAAAGCAGAGCAAGGAGAGGUACCUACCAGUCUUUGAGAAGGUUUUGGGCGAGAGUAAAUCUGGUUUCCUAGUAGGAGAUUCCCUCACCAUGGCUGAUCUUAUGUUCUUUGACAGUGUAAGCUACGUGAAUGAUAUCUCGCAGUUUCAGCCUUUGUUAGCAGAUUUUCCUAAUUGCAAGCGCUUCAUUGAGCAUUUCUCCAGCCAACCAGGGAUCAAGGAGUACCUGGCUAGCCCCAGGCGCCACCCACCUCCGUCUGAUGAAUACGUUCAGGGUGUCAGGAAAGUUCUCAAUCCACCAAGCUCUUAAAGGAAUGUAGUGUGCUUUCUCUCUUGUGUGUGCUAAUGUAUGUAGAAUCAUGUUGACAGAUCAACUCUUGUGUUCAUGUAUUUUGGCGCAUGGCCGGAUUGAGGAAUUUUAGCAUUAAACAACUGGGGAGUAAGCCUAACACUGGUAGAAAAAUGGCUGGGAUGUGAGUCUAGCACUACAGAUUAGUGGGUAAUUAGGUUAAAAACUAAUUAGCUUGCAUGUCAUCUGAAAAGGUGUUAGGUUUAAAAACCAUUCAUGCCAUGUUUUUUUUUUCUUAACUAGGUGACAUUGGCAUUUAUUUUGUCAAUGAAAACUCUCUGUGGUGUUUAUUCAUUCAUUAAGAUAACUAAUUG
Messenger RNA from Lytechinus variegatus (green sea urchin), 1144 nucleotides. RefSeq names its product glutathione S-transferase alpha-4-like. NCBI's taxonomy places the organism in Eukaryota, Metazoa, Echinodermata, Echinoidea, Temnopleuroida, Toxopneustidae. The record is from RefSeq and is a predicted model, not a curated record. Bases 111 to 791 code for a protein of 226 amino acids. The transcript has 6 exons. Gene Ontology annotation, molecular function: glutathione transferase activity. Gene Ontology annotation, biological process: glutathione metabolic process.